This is a messenger RNA of Cyanidioschyzon merolae strain 10D, 2811 nucleotides long. RefSeq names its product DNA replication licensing factor MCM3. Bases 1 to 2811 code for a protein of 936 amino acids. Gene Ontology annotation, molecular function: single-stranded DNA helicase activity; ATP hydrolysis activity; ATP binding. Gene Ontology annotation, biological process: mitotic DNA replication initiation; DNA replication; double-strand break repair via break-induced replication. The record is from RefSeq and is a predicted model, not a curated record. The transcript has a single exon. Gene Ontology annotation, cellular component: MCM complex; nucleus. Lineage: Eukaryota; Rhodophyta; Bangiophyceae; Cyanidiales; Cyanidiaceae.
AUGGAGACGGCUUUUCAAUCACUGUUUACUGCCCCUGAUCAGGAUCAAGACUUUCGUUCCAAGAUCAGGGACUUGUUCGAGUCAGAGGCUCCUGUGUGGGAACCUCUACAGCAACAACUUGAGGCGCUGCGACGGGGACGUCAGCGACGCCUUAUCGUCUCACUGGACCUCCUACGUCGCGAGGAACCCACAAUAGCAAAGCUUCUGUUUGAAAAUCCGCUACGAUUUCUACCAAUAUUUGAGGAAGUCCUUACAGACUAUAUCGCGCAGUGGAAUACAGCACUCGCGGCUGCUGGUGCUGCUGGGCGGGAACGUCAGCGCCUCCAUGUUGGGUUCGAGGGUGCUUUCGGGGCGCUGCACGCGACGCCGCGCUCACUGCGUGCCUCGAUGCUGAACUCGAUGGUAUGCGUUGACGGUAUAAUUACUCGCGUGUCUGCUGUUCGACCCAAAGUCGUAGAGUCUGUGCACUUCAUCCCCGCGAAGAACGAAAUAGUUCACCGCGUCUACCGCGAUGGUAUCUCGCUGGAUGUCGCCCAGAACCGAGGGCUCGGGGCAGCCAUCUAUCCCACCCGUGACGAAGACGGCAACCCCAUGGAAACGGAAUUCGGGUUAUCGGCAUACCGCGACUUUCAGACGGCGACCCUGCAAGAGAUGCCCGAACGUACACCACCGGGCCAGUUGCCGCGCACCGUUGACAUUGUUUUUGAAGCAGAUUUGGUCGAUGUUUGCAAACCCGGCAUGCGCGUCCGUAUUAUCGGCACAUAUCGCGCUCUGGGAGGCAAGACGACGACGUACUUUGCGACCAAGAUCGUGGCCAAUCAUUGUAUUCCGUUGAGCGACACACAGCAUCGCCUCAAGUUUUCUGAACGCGACCUUGCGAACAUUCGUGAGGUAGCCUCCACGCCGGGUGGUAUCGAGUUGCUGACUGCAUCGAUUGCUCCAUCCAUUUGUGGCCACUAUUUCAUUAAGAAAGCGGUACUACUGCAGCUCGUAGGGGGCGCUGAAAAGAACCUCAGCAAUGGCACCCACCUCCGUGGCGACAUCAAUAUCCUGCUCGUGGGAGACCCGUCCACAGCCAAGUCACAAAUGCUGCGCUUCGUACUUCACGUGGCCCCGUCCGCCAUAUCCACUACCGGCCGGGGCUCCUCGGGGGUCGGUCUCACCGCUGCCGUCACCACAGACCCAGACACGGGGGAGCGCCAUCUCGAGGCCGGCGCAAUGGUACUCGCUGAUCGGGGUGUCGUCUGCAUCGACGAGUUCGACAAGAUGAGCGAUGCGGACCGAGUUGCAAUCCAUGAAGUUAUGGAGCAGCAGACGGUAACGAUCGCCAAGGCCGGCAUCCAUACUACUUUGAAUGCUCGCUGUUCCGUACUUGCCGCGGCGAAUCCGAUCUACGGAUCCUAUGAUCGACGCCGCAAACCCGCAGAAAACAUUGCCCUGCCCGAUUCGUUGCUCUCGCGUUUCGAUUUGGUGUUCAUCGUUCUUGACACUAUCUCCCGCGAAAGAGACGAGCUCAUUGCAAGGCAUGUGCUGCGCGUCCAUCAGUAUCGGAACCCCGACAGGGCAGGUCGCGCGGAACUGGCGGGAUACGCCGGCGCAGACGUGGACACGCCACUCGACGAGCGAGCGACGCCUGAAAAUAACGCGCCCCCAGCGGAAGCGACCACCGUGGAGUCAACAGACGAUCAGGGCUUCGAAUCGGAUGCUGCUGCUGCCGCUGGUGCUGCUAGGGCAAGCGAUGAUCCCAUGACGGCACCAUUGUUCGUAUCGCACCAGGCCAACGAAGCUAUCCAGGGUGCUGCCGCGCAUCGCAUCCUCUCCGUGCCGUUCUUACAGAAAUACAUCCACUACGCACGUGAGCUGAGUCCGCAGCUUACUGAAGAGGCAGCGGCGUACAUUGCGUCGCGAUACCGUGACUUGCGAGCCAAAGAUGACGCUCGCACGCUACCCAUUACCGCUCGGCAGCUGGAGACAAUGAUUCGCCUCGCAACUGCGCACGCCAAGUUGCGUCUCAGCCUGACAGUGGACAUCACUGAUGCGCGUGCUGCUUUUGAUCUGCUGAAUUUCGCCCUUUACCAUGAGACUCAAAUCGACCGCGAACACGACGUCGCCAGAGCUGCCCCCGUGCGCUCACCUGACGCGAAUACGAGUCCGGUGUCGGCAUCGGCUGCAGCGCCAUUGCCGCAACGCUCUGGUACGCGACGUCGAACCGCGCCAGCGAGUCGCCGUUUGGAUCCGUUCGCUUUCGAUGACGACGAUGACAAUAAUGGCGACGGUGAUGAUGGCGAUGAGUCCGAGGCCGCAUCCAAUGCAUCCGCGAGCGACGAGCCAUCCUACAGCCCUGGACGGCGGCAAGCAGCGUCACGUUCGUCGAGAGCGUCGCAGCAGCGCAUUCGCCGACGCGUUCGAUCAGGUGCAGCGCUCGGCAGCAGUGUAACGCCCCAGGCGAGUGACAUUGCAGCACAUUCGACUUUGUCGCCGCAGGCAGGCGGCAUAUCCAGCGGCCCGGAGACAAGACCAGUUACCGAAAACUUAGCUGCCCUGCGCGUGACCGGGGAGCGAGUGACCCCGCCCAACCAACAGGCGGACGCUAUGACCGUACCGCUCGUCGAUGACGCUCUGCUCGAGCGCGUCCAGCAAGCUAUUGAAGCCAUUACAUCAGCGGAGCGGAGCGAGUCCACCUCAUUCGAUCAGCUCGUUGAACAGCUCGCAGAUCCAACCAUCGAAAGAGAACAGGUGGAGCGCGCCCUCCAGGCACUGGAAGCAAUGGGCCUUAUCAUGUACCGCUCAAACUUGAUCUUUCGCAUCUAA